GUCCGCAACAGUCUCGUACGGUUCUCUCAGGCCAGGAGCUUCGCCGGCGAUCGCAGACGGCUGAACCUCGCUAUCUCCAUCCCUACCAUCUGGACUGUUCCACCUCCGCAGGCUUUCGUAGAUUUUCUUUCUACCCUUUACCACCCUUUCCAUCGUUCUCCUAUCCUUUUGUCUAAUCCUAUCCUUGUACAAAAUUCGCGAUAUUAUUUCUGGAUUGAAGCGCUGAUCAGUUUGGGCGUGAAAGGUCUCGAGUAUCUCUUCAGGGGAUGGCGUGCUCCCCGAGGAUUGCGUCUCCAGCGACGGUGAAAUCGAGGAUGCACCCGUCACUGAUGUCGGUGACGGUGGUCUCACGGUGGCGGUGGUGGUGGUGAUGGUUGUUGUGGUGGUGGUGGUGGUGGUGCUGGUGAAGAAGAAGAAGAAGAGGAAGAAGAAGAGGAAGAAGAAAACGACGGAUAUAUUGGUGGGGGCAACUCUUCGCUACUCCGACUGGUGGGGGUAAGGCAACACUCAAAGAUCGUGGUGACGUAGUUCUGGCAGGAACGCGACGCGUUUUUGUCCACGUAGCAAGAAAAGAGGACUUUUCUAUACGCCUCGCCUGUGCCUUACAUGGUUAGUACUUUUGGGAGAGAGGAAGAAAAGGAGAGAAAGACGGAAGUCGAGGGAGAAGAAAGAAAGAAAAACACCUUGGAACUUGGAGCGACAGAGAAGAAGACGGAGAAGGUACCAGCGGACGCGAGAGAGAAAGGGAGAGAGUGACCGGGGUGGGGGAAAAAGAGGGGGCAAAUGGUCCGCGGGACCGGAAGUCAACGCUCCUCUUCCGGGUCUUCCUCGAAUCGCGGGCUCCUUUUUCGCGGUUCCGAGGACGUGUCUCCAGCGAAGGGGCAUCCCCGAUCGCCCCCGAGCACCUUCAGUGCGAUACGAUCAUGAGGAUCAAGCGUGCACCGCGAUCGUCGUGGCCGCGUGAACCCGAAGAGGUGCCCUCGCUUUGCGAGACGUUUCGAGAAACGCAACGCCAAGAAUAGUUCUCCGGGAGACGCGACGUUCAAGAAGGAUGAGGAGGAACCCGACGCGCGACGAGUAAAUUUCCGCGGGCGACGCGAUCGCUCCACCAACGCUCCCGCACUCGAUAUCGAUCCCGAAAAGUGGAUCCGGAAGGAGAUCUAAUCUGUCACGAGACUGCAAGAGCAUCGACUGGUGGCCUGAAGAGGAUUCACCGCAAGCAGUCCCGCGUGCGAUGGUCCACGUUCGCGAGCUCCGCUGGAAGGGCGCCGCGUGGUAGAAGAGACAGUGCGUCAGUUCGCGUGCCAACAUCCGGUCACGAGGUGCGUUCGGAACCGAGAACACGGUGAACUUGCUCGGUGAACUUGUCCGACACGAACUUGCAGUCAGCUGGGUGGGCGCACGGACGCCACCGCGAUUUCGCUAUCCCUAUCGGUCAUCGUCAGUGCGCCGAGGAUAUCAGCGGAUCGAGGAAACGCGAUCUCGUGAUCUUCGAGUGUGCCAUCGGGUGCGGAGGGGAUGGAGAUGCGCCCAGUUCUCGUGGUGAUCUGUCUCCUUCUCGUCACUCCCAUCACCGGCUCUUUCUGGACUGUAGGAAGCCAGCUGGUGAUGGAUCCAAUGCUCGUCUGCAAGAAAACGAGGAGGCUGAAGGGGAAGCUCGCUGACAUUUGUCGCAAAGAACCAUCCCUGCUGAAAGAGAUCGCGAAAGGUAUCCAAGUAGGCACCAGGGAAUGUCAGUAUCAAUUCCGGAAUCGAAGGUGGAACUGCACCACCGUCAGGAGGUCUCUCAAGAAGAUCCUGAUCCGCGAUACACGGGAGACGGGUUUCGUGAACGCCAUCACCGCCGCCGGAGUUACUUAUGCGGUUACCAGGGCCUGCACUAUGGGUGACCUCGUGGAAUGCUCCUGCGAUAAGAUGACGUCGAAGGGUAAUCGAUUGGCCAAGUUCGCGCGUACGGCCGAAGCCAAGAAGAGUUUGCCAACGGAGGGCGACUGGGAAUGGGGAGGCUGCGGCGACAACGUGAACUUUGGCUUCAAAAGAUCCCGGGACUUCAUGGAUGCACCCUACCGCAAGCGGAGCGACAUCAAAACGCUGGUAAAGCUUCACAAUAACGACGCCGGUCGUCUGGCCGUGCGCAACUUCAUGAGGACCGAGUGCAAGUGCCACGGAUUGUCCGGUUCCUGUACAGUGCGCACUUGCUGGCGCAAGAUGCCGCCGUUCCGGGAGGUCGGCAAUCGUCUGAAGGAGUCGUUUGACGGCGCGGCCAAGGUCAUCCCCAGCAACGACGGUCACAACUUCAUCACCGAGGGUCCUACGAUCAAGCCGCCGGGUAGGUUUGACCUGAUCUACAGCGAGGACUCACCGGAUUUCUGUAAACCGAAUCGGAAAACCGGCUCGCUGGGCACGACAGGUCGCCAAUGUAACGCGACUAGUCCCGGGGUUGAAGGCUGUGAGCUCCUCUGCUGCGGCAGGGGCUACGACACCAGGAUCGUCAAGGAGAAGGUCAACUGCCAGUGCAGGUUCCGGUGGUGUUGCGAGGUCACGUGUAAUACGUGCCUGGUCAAGAAAACCGUCAACACCUGCCGUUAGCGGCGACGUAAGUAGAGGACUUUCGGCGUACCAAGGUGCGCGACAGCGCUAUCGAGGGUCGGUUCGACGCGAUAGCUGGCUCCGCGUGCAUCUGCGUUGCAGUGUUGCGGGAUCAGAGGAAACUGUAUAGAAGAGUGCCAAGUGUAUAGAACAGUGCCGAGAGAGACGGCCUGUGUGAUCGUGAUAGCGUACUGUGUUACGUAAUGACGUUUUGUAACGUAUCAAUUGCUAGGGUACGGCCUGAUCGUGAAUACUGAAUGACAAAUGUUUACGUGUGAUUUAUGAUUCGUCGUGAGCGCAAGGAUCUUGAUCAAAUCUAGGUUGCCAAGAAACACGCGCGAAUGUAGAGAGGAUGUUUAAUGAGGUUUAUCGUACGCGUCGCGUAAACGCGAGGAGCGGCAUUGGGAACGUCAGUAGUGCAUAUCUGAGCCAAGUCAGACGAGCGUCGCGAUGUGACGAUUCCUCGCGUUUUCUGCAAGGUAGAAUCCGUGUCUUUAACUAUGUGCCUAUGAAAUGUUAAUUAUAUCUAAAUAUCCUGAGAUUUAGAUAUGCUCAGGAUAGGAAGUAAUAAUAAUAGAAAAAGUUUACAGAUACGAAUCGACGUUGUGUGUUGUUUCGAUGCAUUUUAUUGCGCCACGCGGUAUAUGAAUCUGAUAGAUUUAUUAUAUAAAGCGUCAUGUCAACGCUGGCCAUGUAGGUUGUAGUCAAAGAUCUUUAUUGUUACGAUAUGAUCGAGUCGAUUCUAGGUUCUUUUCAUCUCCUAGGUCUUUGAAGGAUUAUUCUCUUUAAGGGGGGAGCCUGCUUUAGAACGUUGAAAAUAAGGUAUAAUUUGACGAAUUUUUUUGGAGAAACUAUA
Messenger RNA from Ooceraea biroi (clonal raider ant), 3445 nucleotides. RefSeq names its product Wnt oncogene analog 6. Gene Ontology annotation, molecular function: cytokine activity; frizzled binding. Gene Ontology annotation, biological process: multicellular organism development; neuron differentiation; canonical Wnt signaling pathway. Lineage: Eukaryota; Metazoa; Arthropoda; Insecta; Hymenoptera; Formicidae. Gene Ontology annotation, cellular component: extracellular region. The record is from RefSeq and is a predicted model, not a curated record.